AAGCAUCACAGUUUGUCGCCGUCGUUCGUGGGAGCUAUAUAUACAUAGUUUCUGCUCUGUGUUCUUCUGUUUUCGUCUUCUGAUUGCGCCUUCCGACAUGGGCGACGCCAUGAAUGUGAAGGUUAAGGACAUCGAGAAGCUAUUCUCAACGGAUGGCUACUUGAGGCCUUUCGAACGUGAGAUUCGACGACGACACGGCGUACUCCAGGAGUGGCUGGACAAGAUCAACCAAGGCGAUGGCGGUAUGGACCAGUUCACGCAGGGAUACAAAUACUACGGCCUGCACUUUCAGCCGGACAACUCGGUGAUUGCUCGUGAGUGGGCACCGGGCGCCAAGAAUGUCUAUCUGGCAGGCGACUUCAACAACUGGCACUGGGAGUCGCAUCCCUUCAGGAAACUUGACUUUGGCAAGUGGGAACUGCAUUUGCCCCCCAAUGCAGACGGCAGUCCACAGAUCAAGCAUCUGAGCGAGAUUAAGAUCAUCAUACGGAACCAUUCUGACCAUUUGCUGGAUCGCCUGUCGCCCUGGGCCAAGUAUGUGGUGCAGCCGCCCAAGGAGGCCAACCAGGGAGUUAACUACAAGCAGUACGUGUGGCAGCCACCAGAAUCGGAGCGCUACCAGCGCCAGCAUUCCCGUCCAGCCAGGCCCAAGUCCUUGAGGAUUUACGAGUGCCAUGUGGGCAUUGCGUCGCAGGAGCCACGCGUGGGCACCUACGAUGAGUUUGCCGAUCGCAUUGUGCCCCGCAUCAAGCGGCAGGGGUAUAACUGCAUCCAGGUGAUGGCCGUCAUGGAGCACGCCUACUACGCCAGCUUUGGCUACCAGGUGACCAGCUUCUAUGCCGCGUCCAGCCGAUGCGGCAAUCCGGAGCAGCUGAAGCGAAUGAUUGAUGUGGCCCAUUCCCAAGGCCUCUACGUCCUGUUGGAUGUGGUCCACUCGCAUGCUUCGAAGAAUGUGCAGGAUGGAUUGAACCAGUUUGACGGCACCAACAGCUGCUUCUUCCACGACGGAGCCCGUGGCGAGCACUCCCUGUGGGACAGUCGUCUGUUCAACUAUGUGGAGUACGAAGUGCUGCGUUUCCUGCUGUCCAACCUGCGCUGGUGGCACGACGAGUACAACUUUGAUGGCUACCGCUUCGAUGGCGUCACCUCAAUGCUGUACCAUUCGCGGGGCAUUGGCGAGGGCUUCAGCGGCGACUACAAUGAGUACUUUGGCCUGAAUGUCGACACGGAUGCCCUCAACUAUCUGGGCCUGGCCAAUCAUAUGCUGCACACGCUGGACCCAGAGGUUAUCACCAUUGCGGAGGAUGUCUCGGGAAUGCCAACGCUGUGCCGUCCCGUCUCGGAGGGAGGCAUUGGUUUCGACUAUCGCCUGGGCAUGGCCAUACCGGACAAGUGGAUAGAGCUGCUCAAGGAGCAGAGCGACGACCAGUGGAGCAUGGGGGACGUGGUACACACCCUAACCAAUCGCCGCUGGAUGGAGAACACGGUGGCGUACGCAGAGUCACACGAUCAGGCCCUCGUCGGGGACAAGACCAUCGCCUUCUGGUUGAUGGACAAAGAGAUGUACACGCACAUGUCCACACAGUCGGACUCCACUUUGAUUAUCGAUCGUGGCCUGGCGCUGCACAAGAUGAUACGCCUGAUCACACACGCCCUCGGUGGAGAGGCCUAUCUGAACUUCAUGGGCAAUGAGUUUGGACAUCCCGAGUGGCUGGAUUUCCCCCGCGUGGGCAACAACGAUUCGUAUCACUAUGCCCGCCGCCAGUGGAACCUGGUGGACGACAACAUGUUGAAGUACAAAUACCUCAAUGAGUUCGAUCGGGCCAUGAACGAGGCGGAGCAACGCUAUGGGUGGCUGCAUUCCGGACCCGCCUACGUCAGCUGGAAGCACGAGGGCGACAAGAUCAUCGCCUUUGAGCGUGCCGGCCUGGUCUUCGUCUUUAACUUCCAUAUACAUCAGAGCUUUACUGGCUAUCGCGUGGGCACCAACUGGGCUGGCACCUACCAGGCGGUGCUCUCCUCGGACGAUCCUAUCUUUGGCGGCCACAGCCGCAUCGAUGGCAAUGUCAAGCAUCGCUCCGACCCGGAAGGAUACGCAGGUCGGUCCAACUUCAUUGAGGUCUACAGCCCAUCACGUACGGUUGUCGUCUAUGCCCGUGUCAGCGACUAAACGCGAUUAGCAUGAGCUCAGAUCACUGAAAUUAUUAACGCCUAAACGAA
Messenger RNA from Drosophila obscura, 2220 nucleotides. It is a transcript of the gene AGBE, whose product is annotated as 1,4-alpha-glucan-branching enzyme. The coding region runs from base 98 to 2170 and encodes 690 amino acids. Gene Ontology annotation, biological process: glycogen biosynthetic process. NCBI's taxonomy places the organism in Eukaryota, Metazoa, Arthropoda, Insecta, Diptera, Drosophilidae. The transcript is spliced from 4 exons. The record is from RefSeq and is a predicted model, not a curated record. Gene Ontology annotation, cellular component: cytoplasm. Gene Ontology annotation, molecular function: cation binding; 1,4-alpha-glucan branching enzyme activity; hydrolase activity, hydrolyzing O-glycosyl compounds.